UUUGCGUCAGUCACGGAAGGGUUGACGGGCAUCGGUGCUGUCCCCGUGUUGCAGUACCUCAACGACGGUGUCCUCGUCAGCAACGUUGCUCCCGUCGAUCCACCUGGCCGUCAACCGUCCUCGCACCCUCCGCCUUCCAUUCCAGAUCUCGAACGUCACGUCAACGUCCCUCGCGCCGUCGCCCGCCUCCAUCAGGCUUGUCAACACACCUUUGGAAGCACUGAUGCACUCAAGUUUGAUUUUGAUGAGGACGUCGCCACGCAUGCGAAACGUUGUGUUGUCACCAUCACCCGUCCCAACGGCUUGUCUCGCACGUAUGUCUCGUCGUCGGCUUGGGAGAAGAAGUACGAUGCCAAAGCCAGUGCAUGCUCCGUCGCCAUCGAGAACGGCGCGAUUGAAUUCAUCCAAGCGGGGGAGAAUGCCGGUUCGGUUGACCCUACCACACCAGGCGUUCUCUCUCUGCCUUCCGAGACGGAUGAAAGUGUCAAAACCAUCGAAAAGUGCUGCCUGGAAGUCACUGCCGGAACGGUCAAGCCCCACUGGCGAAUCAUCAACGAGCCCAAAUUUGGUAGAACGCAGGGCUGUGCACUACGGGUGCGCUUCAACGUCAAAGAAUAUCGCGUCUAUUCUGCCAACGUGAUAUACAGCUCUCCGUCUGAGGCGAUGAAAGCUUGUGCCGAGGCGGCUCUCGCUGAAGGAGUCCUCGACUUCAUCAAGACGUGGUCUACCGCUGCUGGAAGCCCUCCCGAAGACCCUCAACCUCCCACCAUCAUCACGUUGCAGCAGUUCUUCGAGUCAUUGCCCCAGCCCUUGCCCGAAACGCUGCCAUCGAAGGUUGCUUCGGAAAUCAACGGCCCCGCUUGGUUGAACGGGCUUAUCCAGUCUGCGAGAGGCGGGAAGAUUGUGCCCAAUUUCGUUUGGACCGCUGACCCUGUACUCGGAUUCCACGGGUGCCUCCUUCGUCUUGAGCGUCCCGGGGAAGUCAAAUCAUACCUCGUCGACCCACGCUUCUCGAAACGCACCGAAGCCAAGGCGGCCGUUUGUCUGCUUGCGAUGUGGGAAGGCGUGGGUGCCCACAUUCGGAGCAUCGCCAAAGCCAUUGAAGACAAGAUCCCGCCCCAGGCUCGCAAACACGCGAAUGAGGUGCUCGCGCCGACCCUCAAUACCGAGUACCGCAAGGUCAGAGGGCCAGGUGUCCCCCCUACAAUUGAACACGACCAAGAUCUCGAUGCCUGCGGCGCGACGCUUGUCGUCGAACUGGAGGCGAACCCGGACCCCAGUUCGAGUGCUCAGCUGGUACGAAGGUACUCCGUGCCUGCUGAGUACCGCAAUCGGGCGGAUGCGAAGCUCGCCGUCAUCAUAAAGGCGGUCGAUGAGGGCGUGAUUGACUUCCUGCGUCUGCGCGGCGCGCCACCGCCGCCUGGAUAC
Messenger RNA from Epithele typhae, 1428 nucleotides. RefSeq lists its product as uncharacterized. The transcript has 5 exons. The annotation marks the transcript as partial. The record is from RefSeq and is a predicted model, not a curated record. NCBI's taxonomy places the organism in Eukaryota, Fungi, Basidiomycota, Agaricomycetes, Polyporales, Epitheliaceae.